GACACAACUAUAGUACCCCACACACCUACAACCAGGGAAUUAGAUAUGCUUCCUUUGUAUCUAUCCUACAUUACUCUAUUCAUCUCUAUCACCGUAACCGUAGCUAAUGCAGCAGCAGGCAAGAGCAUUUUCCUCUUGGCCGGCCAGAGCAACAUGUCGGGAAGAGGUGGUGUCGUGAACAACACAUGGGACAACUACAUCCCACCUGAAUCAUACCCCAACCUCGCCAUCCUACGUCUCAGUGCUGACCUAAACUGGCAACUGGCCACUGAGCCUCUACACCGAGAUAUUGACAGUAAAAAUAUAUGUGGGAUUGGGCCUGGAAUGGCAUUUGCGAGUUCUUUGUUACAAAAGGAUUCGACCAUUGGGGUGGUUGGUUUGGUUCCUUGUGCUGUUGGAGGGACUAAUAUUAGUGAAUGGGCUCGUGGUGGGGUGCUCUACAAGCAGUUGUUAAGGCGGGCUGAGGCAGCCUUAGAGGGUGGAGGUACCAUUCGCGGGUUGUUGUGGUAUCAAGGGGAGAGUGAUACUGUUACCCGAGAAGAUGCCGAAUCGUAUAAAACUAGGCUGCAGAGUUUCUUUCUUCAUCUGCGUGCUGAUCUCCUUUUGCCUGUGCUACCCAUUAUCCAGGUAGCACUAGCAUCUGGAGAAGGACCAUACAUAGAGAUGGUGAGAGAAUCCCAAUUGGGAAUGGAUCUAGUGAACUUACGGACCAUUGAUGCCAAGGGUCUGGUCCUUGAAACAGAUGGGUUGCACCUGACCACACCAUCUCAGGUCUCUCUAGGGAAAAUGCUAGCCAAUGGCUUCCUUCAGACCCAACCUUCUUCCAUCGUGAGUACCGCUUCGAUAACAUCUCAAAACUCUCUGAUGAAUUUGUUGGCUGGAUUUUUAGGCUUUGCACAUAUAUCAUUGUUACUGAUUUGUAAUUGAGAGAUUUAUGAUACCUCCCCAUUUGUUAAAUAUUUAAUUGUAAAUAUUUUGCAAGGAAUUUAUACUUACAC
Erigeron canadensis is the source of this 998-nucleotide messenger RNA. Its product is annotated as probable carbohydrate esterase At4g34215. The transcript is spliced from 2 exons. NCBI's taxonomy places the organism in Eukaryota, Viridiplantae, Streptophyta, Magnoliopsida, Asterales, Asteraceae. The record is from RefSeq and is a predicted model, not a curated record. The coding region runs from base 46 to 927 and encodes 293 amino acids.